CUACGGUGGAAGCGCUGAGAAAGCGCCGGAGAGCCGGAGAACUUUCUCGAACUUUCUGCGACGGUUGAAAAGCGCGGAGCAGCGCGGCGCUCUCAGUCACAAACACGGAGAGAGGAAAGGGGCGGUCAGGAGAAAACAAGAGAUAUUCCGCUGAAAACAAGCCAGUUUGGGAUAGAGACAGUUGAAAGUGAGCAGAACAGUCGACUUGUGACAGUUUUGGACGCUCAGCGCGGUUAAAUUCUGCCUAAUUUUCGGUUUAACUAGCUGUAACGUAGCAGCGACUAAGAAGUUUCCGUAGAUGGUGAAGAUGGGGAAGGACUACUACGGCGUUCUGGGCAUCAGCAAGGGCGCGUCCGAAGACGAGAUCAAGAAAGCGUACCGCAAACAGGCUCUGAAAUACCACCCGGACAAAAACAAGUCUCCGGGAGCCGAGGAUAAGUUCAAGGAGAUCGCCGAGGCUUACGAUGUCCUGAGCGACCCGAAGAAGAAGGACAUUUACGACAGAUUUGGAGAAGAUGGUGAGUGACGUGUCGUUUACGUUAAAUGCGUUGUGUUCCAGCGCAAGAGUUACAAACGUAGCGUUAAACUCUGUCCUCUAAAUAGGUUUUCUUUCUCUUAGAGUCCUAAAAUGCUGCAUAAUACUUAAGUAAUAUCCAUACUAGUUUCAUUUUUGUACAAUAUUGACGCAGUACUGUAUUGUAUUAAUCUAAAAUAGUGUCAGUAGCACUGUCCAGAGUUGCUUUAGGAGUCCUACGCAGAUUCCCGUAGAGCUGUUGUCGGUUUAGUUAGAUCUUCCCAAAACGGUUUUAUUCGAUUAUCGAGGCUGUUGACAGGUCGGACUGCGGGUAGAAUAGGCUGGUUCAUGAAGGCUCAUGUCUGUGCUGAGGCUCUGUAGGCGUUCCUGGUGAUAUUGCUGUGUGCUGAGUCUUAUCUGAGCUCCAGUUUAAACUCGUUGAAAGUCCUCCAGCAACUCCACACCCAGCUAAUCCAGUCCGAGAGCUGGAAAUAACUGGCAGGUCCAGACUGGCAGCCCUGUAUGUGUAUGUAUUUUGACCUAAUUUAAAAAUACCUAUUGCCCUUUACAUUGUGUGUACAUUUCAUGAUAAACGGGCCAAAAG
This is a messenger RNA of Colossoma macropomum (tambaqui), 1118 nucleotides long. RefSeq names its product dnaJ homolog subfamily B member 4-like. Gene Ontology annotation, cellular component: endoplasmic reticulum. The record is from RefSeq and is a predicted model, not a curated record. Bases 299 to 526 code for a protein of 75 amino acids. Gene Ontology annotation, molecular function: misfolded protein binding; protein-folding chaperone binding. NCBI's taxonomy places the organism in Eukaryota, Metazoa, Chordata, Actinopteri, Characiformes, Serrasalmidae. The transcript has a single exon.